Platichthys flesus (European flounder) is the source of this 3429-nucleotide messenger RNA. It is a transcript of the gene asah2, whose product is annotated as N-acylsphingosine amidohydrolase 2. The coding region runs from base 579 to 2783 and encodes 734 amino acids. The transcript is spliced from 21 exons. The record is from RefSeq and is a predicted model, not a curated record. Gene Ontology annotation, biological process: long-chain fatty acid biosynthetic process; sphingosine biosynthetic process; ceramide catabolic process. Lineage: Eukaryota; Metazoa; Chordata; Actinopteri; Pleuronectiformes; Pleuronectidae. Gene Ontology annotation, molecular function: N-acylsphingosine amidohydrolase activity. Gene Ontology annotation, cellular component: extracellular region.
UUAACUUCCUGUUUCUACUGAGACGUUUCACCUGACCAAAGGUUGUGUGGUUAUUGUGUAGAUGUUGUGUAGAGUGUUAUUACAUUAUUAUUACAUGUAGUUUUAAGGAUGCUGUUCAGUUUCUGUGUUAUUGCCGAAGGACCCUUCAGCACACAGAUGGGGACGAAUGAGAAUCGAACCACCGACCUUUCGCCACAGCCGCUUUGUAUUGAGGUUGUGUAGAUGUUGUGUAAAAGUUGUGUAGAGGUUGUGUGACUAUAUCUAUAUGUACUAAUAUCCGCGGAGGAUCCUGGGUAAUAAGAUAAGAUAGAUAAGAUAAAUUUAUUGUCUCACACACACACGACAUGCACACACACAAACACACACACGACAUGCAAGAGGGGACCUUUGUUUUCUGCUAUGACCCAUCUGGGGAACACAGGAGGACACACACAGAGUGGGCAGUCAUGCACAGCGCCCCGGGGAGCAGGUGUUAGGGCAGUAAGGUGCCUUGCUCAGGGGCACUUAGUCAGUGGGGUGGGGUAGGCACUUUGACAGUGUGGAACAGAUCCAGGUGUUGUCCGUCCAGCCUCUGAAAGAUGGCGAACAGGAAGUCGGCGUGUUGUGGUGUUUCGGUGCCGGUGGCCACGCUGGCCGUCCUCUUCAUCAUCAUGACGACAGUGUGUGUGGCGCUGAUAACAGUAGUGGUUAGCUCGAAAACGCACAAAGGUCUGACUCCUCCUCCUCAGAACCACUCGUAUCUGAUCGGCGUGGGUCGAGCCGACUGCACCGGGCCACCAGCAGAGGUCCCUCUGAUGGGCUAUGCAAACACGAAGCAGUUGGCUGCAGGUAUACACACUCGUCUGUACAGCAGAGCCUUCAUCAUCGACGAUGGGAGAAGAAGAGUCGUGUUCGUUACAGCAGACGUAGGAAUGAUAUCACAGAGACUACGUCUGGAGGUGUUGUCAGCCCUGCAGGUGAAGUUCGGGGAUGUGUAUCGUCAGGAGAACGUUGUUCUCAGUGGAACUCACACUCACUCUGGACCUGGAGGAUAUUUCCAGUACACGCUCUUCAUGGUCAGCAGCAAAGGUUUCAUCCGCUCGUCCACCGCGCCGCUCGUCAACGGCAUCGUCAAGAGUAUAGACAUAGCCCAUCGUAACAUGAAGCCGGGCCGCAUCUACAGGAACCGAGGAGAACUGGACCACAGCAGCCUGAACAGAAGUCCACACUCGUAUCUGAACAACCCCGAGGACGAGAGACACAGGUACAAGUCAAACACAGAUAAACAGGUGGUGGUUCUGAAGUUCACUGAUCUGGACGGAGACGGGAUUGGAAUGCUCAGCUGGUUCUCCGUCCACGCCGUCAGCAUGAACUACACCAACCGCAUGGUGAGCAGCGACAACAUGGGCUACGCCUCCUACCUGCUGGAGCAGGACAAGAACCCCGGAGAGCUACCUGGUCAGGGUGGCUUCGUCGCUGGUUUCUCAUCCAGUAACCUCGGUGACGUCACUCCCAACGUGAGAGGACCUUACUGUGUGAACACUGGACUGUCCUGUGACUACCUGAAUGCCUCGUGUCCUGUAGGAGGGACGAAGAUGUGUCAGGCCUUUGGACCUGGAAACGACAUGUUCGACAGCACGAGGAUCAUCGGACACAACAUCUACAGGAAGGCCAAGGAGCUGUACGCAAGCGCAGUCGAGGAGGUGACUGGUUUUCUUCACUCUGCUCAUCAGUGGGUCAACAUGACGGACGUCAGUGUUCAUAUCAACAGCUCCCACACGGUCAGUACAUGUAAACCAGCUCUAGGUCACAGUUUUGCAGCAGGAACAACAGACGGAGGAGGAGACCUGAACUUUACUCAGGGUGCUGUGGAGGGCGACCCGUUCUGGGACGGCAUCAGAGACGCUCUCCUGAGUGAACCGUCCAAUAAGACGCAGGAAUGUCACCAUCCCAAACCAAUUCUGUUCAACACAGGGGAGAUGAACUGGCCUCUGCCGUGGCAUCCUCAGAUCAUCGACGUUCAGAUCAUCACCAUCGGAUCUGUCGCUGUGGUAGCUGUUCCUGGAGAGAUGACCACCAUGGCGGGUCGGAGGCUGAGAGACGCCGUCCAACAGGAGCUGCAGUCCGAGGGGACGUUCGAGGACACGGAGGUGGUGAUCGCCGGCCUCAGCAACGUCUACACUCACUACAUCACCACCUACGAAGAGUACCAGGUGCAGCGAUACGAAGGAGCCUCCACCAUCUACGGCCCGCACACGCUCACUGCCUACGUACACAAGUUCCAAGAGCUAGCCAGAGCCAUCGCACAAGACAAAGUGUCGGAGCUGCCGGUCGGACCUCAGCCUCCGUUGUUCACAAAGAAUCUGUUCAGUCUGCUGCCGCAGGCAGCUGCCGAUAAAACCCCCGUGAACAGCAGCUUCGGAGACGUCCUGCAGCAGGUUGACCCCUACUACAGACAGGGAGAUGUCGUCUCCGUCACGUUUGUAGCAGGAAACCCCCGACACUCCGGAGACAUCAGAGACAAGACCUUUGUCUCCGUGGAGAUCUACGACAACAGAACAGACAGCUGGGAGGUCGUACACACUGAUGCAUCAUGGGAGACGAGGUUCCAUUGGCUCAAAGGGUCAAAGGGGCAGAGUAACACCACAGUGGAAUGGUUCGUCCCUCCAUCGGCCCCUGGUGGCUGCUACAGGAUCAAACACUUCGGACACUACAAGCAGAUGAAAGGCCUGCGACCCGUCAUCACGCCGUACGAAGGCACGUCCGACGUCUUCAGAGUCUCCCCCAGCUUCUACUACCAGUGACAUCAUCAGUCCUGACCAUACUACCAGUGACAUCAUCAGUCCUGACCACGAGGACCCUUUGUUCAAAUAGGUUUUAAAACUUCAAUUUAAAUUCCUGCAUCUUGGGAAUAAUAAACUGUAAAUCAUCAAUCAUUACACUUAUAAAAAAGUUCAAACAUUCUUCAAUAGAAUAAUCAUUUAAUUAACUCCUGUUAUUAGCAAAAAUAUUUAUUGUGAUUUGUAUAGAAAUAUAUCGAGCAAACCAGAGUUCCAGAACACAGGGAGGACUUUACCAUCACAGCAGGAGUCCAUGUUGGACCUGGUGACCUCUGCAGUCCUCACCGUGGAGCUUCUGGAGAAAUCCCUUCUCUCUACAACUAAAUGCUUUUUUCUUUUGGAAGGUGACUGUUUAUGUAAUAAUGAAGUUAGGUCGAGAAAUGGAUCCAACACGAUCUUUAUCCACUGGGCAGUUUGUAAUUGAAUUUAGGUGUUCGUCCUUUUCUUGUAACUUCAGUGGAUUCUUCACAGGAUUAUUUACCUGCAGCUUUUCUCUGAUAAUGUUAAUGCAAAUAUCUUAAAAUGAUGGAAUCAAUGUGAAACACAACAAUGAUCUGUAAACAGGAACUGAAUACUAACACAAAAUACAAAAUAAAUUCUCUUAACAAAG